Messenger RNA from Patiria miniata (bat star), 609 nucleotides. RefSeq names its product E3 ubiquitin-protein ligase TRIM63-like. Gene Ontology annotation, molecular function: ubiquitin-protein transferase activity; zinc ion binding. NCBI's taxonomy places the organism in Eukaryota, Metazoa, Echinodermata, Asteroidea, Valvatida, Asterinidae. Gene Ontology annotation, cellular component: chromatin; nucleoplasm. Gene Ontology annotation, biological process: positive regulation of DNA-templated transcription. Bases 1 to 609 code for a protein of 202 amino acids. The transcript is spliced from 2 exons. The record is from RefSeq and is a predicted model, not a curated record.
AUGACAUUCAUGAAAUCUCAUAAAAUCUACACACUGGCUCAACUUCGAUCAGGAGAGAUUGUCUACAAGAGUAAACUAAGAGAAGACAUUCCACAAUGUGGUAAUCAUCCAGAUCAGAAUCUCAAUGUCUACUGCAACACAUGCCAGCAAGUCAUAUGUACACCUUGCUCAGUACUUGACCAUGCAAAACACUCCCUCAUUGGACUACCUGUGGCUUUUGAGAAAUGUCAGAAAAAAGUUAAAGAACUUGUUGCAAGAGUUGGUAAGAGUAAAACAAAACUGAACAACACCAUUGAGAAGACUUGCAAAUCUCGCAAGAAACUGAAUACCAUGUUUGCAAACACCAAAAAGAAAAUCACAGAGAAAGCUAACCAAGAGGUUGCCAAGAUCCGACAGGAGGAGCAGAAACUGUUGAAAGAGACUGACAGGAUUUAUCAAAAAAGAGUAACAACAUUUGAUGCAGCUCAAGCCAAUAACAGCAAAGAUGUGACCCAGACAGAGCACAAGCUGGAGGAGGAAUGUGAUUCUCUACUGGGCAUCACAUUCACAUCGGAUGGUGAGCUGGUAGUGGCUGCACAACGGUCUGUACAGGUCUAUCACCGAGUGUAA